AUGUCUGAGGGUUCCAUGAGCAAGUGUGAUUCUAUUUCGCCAAGUCUCCCAGCAACUAAUAAGAGGGGCCCUGUUGAAGCAAGCAUCCUAGACUACGUUCUGUACGUGCACGCACCAAACUGCAAGAAUCGUGCGGCUCUGAUAGCUUUAUUAAUCCAUUCAGAGCUGCUGUCACGUGGAGCGAGACCAACGGAGGCUUCUUUGUCAACAGCUAUUCUCAACCCAUCGUGUUUUUCCGAAGACCCUAUCAGAAUUUCCUACACGUUAAUAUCUCGUCCGAAGUGUGAUGCGCUGUCAACAUGUAGGCAACUACAAGUCUCCGUGACAGAAACAGAUUCGCAUGUCUUCAUCAGUGUAACAGAUACAACUACGGAUAAAUUUGGACAUUUAGAACUUUCAGGAAUAGAACAUGUUUGUCUCGACUGUGUAAAUAACUCCUCAUAUAAAGAUGCUAAUGCUGUAUUUCCACAACUUACUGAAUUACUUGAAAGUAUUGAAGAAAGUUUAUGGAAACCUGUCCUUCCAGCUCCUCCACUUUAUCGUUCUGCUGAAACGGGUCAUAAAAAGGAAUCGCCUUCAAACAACGAUGAAUUCCACACCUAUCCACAAAGACCGUUUACCGGCAAUUAUUCUGAAACAAAACCAUCAAUUGGAAUACCACUCUCAGAUUAUGGUAGAAGUGAUCUGGACCCGUUAUCGAGUAUUGGAGGCCCAUCAGGUAGUGGCGGAAUGAUUUUUGAUCCAAGACGUAUGAUACCCGAUAGCCGUAUCGGUGGUGGAUCAUUUUUUGGUGGACCUGAUGUUUUACCACCUGGAGCAGUUCCUCCAGGUGCUAGAUUCGACCCAUUUGGACCCGGUGUAAUGCCUUCAAGACCACAUCUUGGUAAUGGCCGUCGCCGUAACCCAGAUCCCGAUCACGCUUUACCUCCUGGAUUCGAUGAUAUGUAUAUGUAG
Messenger RNA from Heterobilharzia americana, 954 nucleotides. The record is from the annotation of a GenBank genome assembly. NCBI's taxonomy places the organism in Eukaryota, Metazoa, Platyhelminthes, Trematoda, Strigeidida, Schistosomatidae.